UGGCUGCAGAGCGACCGUCGUGGAGGGUGGGUUUGCGCGUGUUCGGUCCUUAUCUCUCUUAGUCCGCCUCUCGUCUCGCCGCUCCCUCCUCCCCCUGCACCUCCUACCAGUUCUACCCCUCCUCUGAUCAUUGUUUCCAGGCCUGGCCGUGUGGACACGGCUCGCUCGUCCGUAAUAAAGGAUCGGGUCACUAAUAGGUGGACUGGCCGGCCCGCGGGAACGGUGCAUUCGCUGUACAUUGUGCUGCGCGAAGAGUUACUACACGUGCGAGUGCGUGAUCCGUGCGUGCGCGCGCGUGAACUCCCUGCUUCGUUCUGUUGUGAACCCCAGCCUGCUUCAGCCGUGCCGCGCCGCGGGGACAGCAGUACCCUACCGUAACCUGCAGUAACCCUUCUCUGUGUGCCCCCCUUCGACAAGAGGACCAUCCGCAAUUACCAAAAUGAAGUGCACCACGUUCACCGCCGUAGCGUUGCUUCUCGGUAUUAUUGUUGGGUGUACGCAUUCGCAAGAGAAUACGCCGUCCGCCGACGACGUGCUGCAACAGGUCGGCAGCGUGGUGGGCGACAUCCCGGAAUUGAAGAACCUCAACACGUCGGCGCUGCCCAGCAUCGAGCAGGCCAAGAAUCUGUUCAGAGAGAAGUGCACGAAGAACGGCGGACCGGACGCGUACGACAAUGCCCAACGCGCCCAAAUUGAGAUGGGGCAGUGCCUUCAGUCGCUCAUCAACAUCACGGAGCUCCAGGCGGAGAUGGAGAAGUACAAGCCGACCGGCGAUUUGGAUAUCGUCUUCAAGAACUAUUGCAACAAGCGCUCCACUCUGCGGGCUUGCGUCAACAAUUUCACGCAGACGGUGGAGCUAUGUCUAGACGAGACGGAGAGGGAGAACAAGAAAAUAGUGAUGAACAUAACCGACUCGCUGCUCGAAUUUGUCUGCUACAAGGAGGGAGAUCGAAUCGCCCUUUUCAUAUCGGCUGGAGGACCAGAGUGCUACCAAUCAAAACAGCAAGCGAUUCAGGAUUGUGCCAACCGUACGUUUAGUGGUUACAUACCAAAAACUGAUUUCAGUAACAAUUUAAUGGAGAGUCUACCGUCAUUGCAUUUCGGUACCAAAGAAUGCAGGGACAUAACCAAAUUCCAAGCCUGCGUUGUGGCGGAAUUGGAACACUGUGCGGAUCCCACGCCUGCGAACAUAAUGGAUUCGAUAUUCAAUUUCAUCAAGAGAGUGACGCCCUGCGAGAACUUACUCAACGCAGAAAGCGCCGCUGCUACCGGUACACAGUCCACAUCCAGCGCUUCGCGCGUGGGCGUUUUUUCUACCACAGCGAUUCUGUCUAUUGUUUUAUCUUUUGUAGCAAGCUAUUAUGUUGUAGCCUUAUCCAUAUAACAAUGUAAGUACAUUGUGAAGCUUUAAGACAUAUUCCAAAUAUUGCGAGGACACGCGACGAAUAGAGACAUAUGAAAGUUUAUAUGACGGAAAACUGUAAAUAUAAAAAAUAAUUCAUAGCCACAAAGGAUAUGUUUUCAAUUAUUAUUUGCUUUUUUCUAAUUGUAUUUUUUAUUUUCAUUUUUUACAAAAUAAGAUUUAAUUUUCUUUUUUUUUUUUUGGCAUAGACAUAUACUUAUUACGAGAGUAAUAAUUAUUAAUUAAAUAUAAAAAUAUAACUAUUUGUAAUUUAAUGUACAUAUUAAUAUGCAAGCUAUGUUGCAUUCAAUAAUGCUGGUUUUUUUUAUUUUAUUGAUUAAUAUGAAAAAUUCUUGAACAUUCAAAAUUUUAAUAUUUUGUAUUAAAAGCAGUUUCUGUUCUUUCUGUUAAUCAUCUUAAUGGCUACUCACAUCAAGAUUCUGUGAAAUAUAUAAAUAUAUUGCUAUAUCUUUUACACGUCUAUGUCUGUUAUAUGUAAGAAUAUUAUUUAUGUGGUUAUAUUCUAUGUAUAUGUUUACAACUGUUACUUGCUAUAUUACGCAAGUGAAACAUAUAAUAAGCGAGAUAAUUCUUAUAAAAAGAUUAAAAAUAUUUUACAUUAAAGUAUAUGAUAAAUUAAUUAGAGUUACGUUUAUAUGAGUAAAUAUUUAAUACUACGUGUUUUUUUUUGUACAUUUUGUACAUGUUCCCAAAAAUCUUGUAGAUAAGAGUUUAGAUAAAUUCGUUUUAGAAAUAAAAUAUCAUGUUGUCAAAUUCAAACUUUAAUUAUAAAACAAUUUUUGGAAAACAAUUUGCUUCUCUAAGAAAAGAAACGUUCGAUUGUAUAGUUUAUAAACGCGAACAAAUUGUGAUGUUAGCUCGUAAAAAGCUUUCACUACUGUACGACCGAGGUAAAGCAGUAUUGUUUGUAAAGCAACUUAAUUAGAACUCGCAUGACAUUUUUAUCAUUAAGAUAAAAGAAACCAAACACGUGGACGUUUAAUUAAUAUAAAACUACUAUUACGAUAUGUUAUGGCGAAUGUAUCUUAAUGCAUACUUUAAGAACCAAAGUUGUAAUAAUUUUGUUAAGGCAAUGUAUUUAAUAAAUUCGGUACCUUAUUUACAA
Messenger RNA from Wasmannia auropunctata (little fire ant), 2528 nucleotides. Its product is annotated as 27 kDa glycoprotein-like. Lineage: Eukaryota; Metazoa; Arthropoda; Insecta; Hymenoptera; Formicidae. The coding region runs from base 440 to 1384 and encodes 314 amino acids. The transcript is spliced from 4 exons. The record is from RefSeq and is a predicted model, not a curated record.